Molecule: messenger RNA, 210 nt
Organism: Caenorhabditis remanei
Lineage: Eukaryota; Metazoa; Nematoda; Chromadorea; Rhabditida; Rhabditidae
Exons: 2
Coding region: 1-210 (69 amino acids)
Source: RefSeq, a predicted model, not a curated record
AUGAAGCCUCCUGACAAGGAAAUCAAGACAGCCAAACGCAAGACAAUUCAUCCUUCCGACCAGAAAAAUAUGCUUCAGGAGAUUGAUACGAAUCAGCGUAAACGUUCGAUCAAUAAAUGGCGUCUGUCCCUGCAGAAGAACGCAGGAAAUUCGGAAUUCAGAAAUACUCUUGAUCUACGUAUUGGAAAGUCCGUUUCAAGUAACAAUUGA